AUGAAGCUUUUUCCCAGAGCGGCCUCCGCCUUCAUUUUCCACAACCCGCUGAAAAGUCCUGGCAGGGAGAACCGCCAAGUCGCCGGACGAGGGUUUUCCAGUCCAGUAAAGAUCUCGAUCAUACCAAAAGAAGCGCAGUCCAAAUCGAAUAGUUCGGGAUUCCAGACGCCGGAGCCAACUUCGCCGAAAGUUUCGUGCAUCGGCCAAAUCAAGCACAAGAAGAAGAUGAAGGAAAUAGCGAGGAAUGCUGCGGCGGCGGCGGCUAAAAUUUCCCAGCCGAAAAAGCGGCAUCCGCCGUCGGUGAUUAAGAGAAUUUUGACCGGUGGGAAAAUACUCGGGAGGGCAAAAUCAAACGAUGUGGCGGCACCGUCAAGAAAUCACCGUGGUGGUGGGAAGCCACCGCUGCCGAAGAAAGCGCCAAGGUUGAAUCAGAUGAAGCGAUUCUCGAGUGGACGUGACACGUUGGCGAGUUUUGAUUGGACGGCGCAGAUUGUACCAGCUGACUUGGAAGGAGAGGAGACGGAGGGCGAUUGGCGGAGUCCGGUGUCGGAGGCAGUGUGGAUCGGAGAAGACGUGGGCCCACUGCAACCCAGAAAGGAGGUGAAUAUAUGGAAGAGAAGAACCGCCGUUCCUCCCACACCUCUUCAACUCAAUUCCAGUUGAUAUUUCAGUUUUUUUUUUUUCUUUUUGGUAAUUAACGCCCAAAGAAUAUGAACAUCUAUAUUUUACAAGGCCCAUUUACCCAUAUUUCCAAUUGGGCCCUAAAAUUAAACAAGAAGGGCCUAAAACAAAGCCCACUCGGAACAGAUAUAAAUCUACAGAUUCCUUUGUCA
This is a messenger RNA of Cucurbita maxima (winter squash), 833 nucleotides long. RefSeq lists its product as uncharacterized. The transcript has a single exon. The record is from RefSeq and is a predicted model, not a curated record. The coding region runs from base 1 to 663 and encodes 220 amino acids. Lineage: Eukaryota; Viridiplantae; Streptophyta; Magnoliopsida; Cucurbitales; Cucurbitaceae.